ACAUUCCAGAACACCUUCUCGAAUCACCAGAACUCUCUCGUCCUCAACUUGCUUGCCUAUAAUACCCCUCAUUUCUCUUAAUCCUUACUUCUCUCUGUAAUCACUGCUCCCAGAUCGCCAUUUCUUCGAAAACCAUCCCUAGCUUACUCUUGCGACUCCUGUCCUUCCUGAAGCUUUCCGUUCAUGGCCGAAGAAGCCAAAGCCAAAGGCAACGCCGCAUUCUCAGCCGGCGAUUAUGCGGGAGCCGUCAGACACUUCACUGAUGCUAUCUCGCUUGCCCCCUCUAACCACGUCCUCUACUCUAACCGAUCUGCAGCUCUUGCUUCGCUCCACAACUACGCUGACGCGCUAGCCGAUGCCAAGAAGACCGUCGAACUUAAGCCCGACUGGUCUAAAGGAUACUCCCGCCUUGGCGCGGCACACUUGGGAUUAAACCAAAUUCAGGAUGCUAUCGCAGCUUAUAAGAAGGGGCUGGAGAUUGAUCCCAACAAUGAAGCGUUGAAGUCCGGUUUGGCUGAUGCUCAGGCAGCUGCUUCCAGGUCGCGAUCCCCGCCGCCGCCCAAUCCCUUUGGGGAUGCGUUCUCUGGGCCGGAGAUGUGGGCGAAAUUGACAGCGGAUCCAACUACAAGGAUGUAUCUUCAGCAACCGGAUUUUGUCAAGAUGAUGCAGGAGAUUCAGAAGAAUCCUAACAAUUUGAAUAUUUACUUGAAAGAUCAGAGGGUGAUGCAAGCUUUGGGGGUUUUAUUGAAUGUGAAAUUCAGAGCACCAAAUGCUGGAGAAGAUAUGGAGGUGCCGGAGGCUGAAGCGCCGCCUCCUCAGCCGGAGAGAAAGCCAGAGCCGACAAAGGAGGAGAUGGUUUCUGAGCCGGAGCCAGAGCCAAUGGAGGUCUCAGAAGGGGAGAAAGAAGCGAAGGAGAGGAAAGCUCAAGCGGUGAAAGAGAAGGAGUUGGGGAAUGCAGCUUACAAAAAAAAGGAUUUCGAGACUGCAAUUGCGCAUUACACGAAGGCAAUGGAGCUUGACGACGAGGAUAUUUCAUAUUUGACAAAUCGUGCUGCUGUUUAUCUUGAGAUGGGCAAGUACGAGGAAUGUAUAGAAGACUGUGAUAAAGCUGUUGAGAGGGGUAGAGAACUUAGAUCAGACUUCAAGAUGAUUUCAAGAGCCUUGACAAGAAAGGGAACUACCUUGGUGAAAAUUGCAAAAUGCUCAAAAGACUAUGAUCUUGCCAUUGAGACAUUCCAGAAAGCUCUUACUGAGCACCGCAACCCAGACACAUUGAAGAAACUAAAUGAUGCGGAGAGGGCAAAGAAGGAACUUGAGCAACAAGAAUAUUUUGAUCCAAAGUUGGCUGAUGAGGAGCGUGAGAAAGGCAAUGAAUAUUUCAAGCAACAAAAGUAUCCAGAGGCUGUGAAACAUUAUACAGAAUCCUUGAGAAGAAACCCCAAAGAUCCUAAGGCAUACAGUAAUAGAGCUGCAUGUUACACUAAGUUGGGGGCUUUACCUGAGGGAUUAAAGGAUGCAGAGAAGUGUAUUGAGCUUGAUCCAACUUUUUCAAAGGGUUAUACAAGAAAAGGUGCCAUCCAAUUUUUCAUGAAAGAGUACGACAAGGCUCUGGAAACAUACCAGGAAGGUCUUAAACAUGAUCCUCAGAACCAGGAAUUGCUUGAUGGCGUGAGAAGAUGUGUGGAACAACUUAACAAGGCAAGCCGUGGUGAUAUAAGCCCAGAGGAAUUGAAAGAGAGACAGGCCAAGGCAAUGCAGGAUCCGGAGAUUCAGAACAUUCUAUCAGAUCCUGUCAUGAGACAGGUGUUGGUAGACUUCCAAGAAAAUCCCAAGGCAGCGCAGGAGCACAUGAAGAACCCCAUGGUGAUGAAUAAGAUUCAGAAGCUCGUCAAUGCAGGAAUAGUCCAGAUCCGAUAGAGUCAAGGCAAAGAACCGAUUCCAUUAUCGUGUAGUUUUUUCAUUGCUGAAAUGUAAUCUAGUGUGUGGAUUGUUUGAUAAAACUAUUCAAGUUGGAAAAAUUUUGAAUGUUUCUUUUUGUUAAAAUAUUCACGUUUAGAGAUGUUUUUUCUGUUUCA
Hevea brasiliensis (rubber tree) is the source of this 2075-nucleotide messenger RNA. Its product is annotated as hsp70-Hsp90 organizing protein 3. The transcript has 7 exons. Lineage: Eukaryota; Viridiplantae; Streptophyta; Magnoliopsida; Malpighiales; Euphorbiaceae. The record is from RefSeq and is a predicted model, not a curated record. Bases 184 to 1917 code for a protein of 577 amino acids. Gene Ontology annotation, molecular function: Hsp90 protein binding.